Cynara cardunculus var. scolymus (artichoke) is the source of this 612-nucleotide messenger RNA. Its product is annotated as protein LITTLE ZIPPER 3-like. NCBI's taxonomy places the organism in Eukaryota, Viridiplantae, Streptophyta, Magnoliopsida, Asterales, Asteraceae. The transcript is spliced from 2 exons. The coding region runs from base 160 to 393 and encodes 77 amino acids. The record is from RefSeq and is a predicted model, not a curated record.
UCCAUCUCUAUCCUCUUACGAAUCUCCAUACUUUUUCCCCACUAUAUAUACUCCUCAUUGCUGACCUUCAUUUUGUCCCUCCAUUUCUGCCUUUCAACAUUCAUACACAAUCUGCCAUCUUUCCCAUAGCCUUUUUCUUCCAAAGGUUUGAAAACAGAGAUGGAGAGGUUGAACUCAAAGCUGUACAUGGAGAACUGUUUGAUCAUGCAAGAGAAUGAAAAGUUGAGGAAGAAAGCUCAGCUUCUUAACCAAGAAAACCAAGCAUUGCUUUCCCAGCUCAAACAGAGGUUAACCAUGGGGGAUCAAAAUGUCAAUAACACCCCUAACUCCUUCACUGAUCUCAAUCUCUCUGGCACCACCAAUCAUGCUUCUUCCAGUUCCAGGAAGCCAUGAAGAAGACCAGUGAAAUGACUAAAAAGGACACAAAUUACCUUUUGUUAACUCCCAAACCCCCCUUAUUUUGGUUCUGGUUUUUAUGGGAAUGACAAUAGGGAUCGAAUUUUAGUGUCUACAUAUUUUGAAGUUUCAGUUAUUAUAUGUAGAUAGGGAUGUUAGGGGGUAAUAUUGGUAUUUUAGUAUUUCUGUAUGGGAGUAUAUUAUAUGAUAUCAGUU